This is a messenger RNA of Larimichthys crocea (large yellow croaker), 1076 nucleotides long. Its product is annotated as retinoschisin. NCBI's taxonomy places the organism in Eukaryota, Metazoa, Chordata, Actinopteri, Sciaenidae. The coding region runs from base 35 to 808 and encodes 257 amino acids. The transcript has 6 exons. The record is from RefSeq and is a predicted model, not a curated record.
CACACAUCUCAGUCCAGCACAGCUGAAGAGGAAGAUGGAGGUCACUGCUCGAUGUUGUGCUGUGUUGUUCGUCCUGCUUCUAUCUCAGGAACUGAUCACUGUCCACUCCCAGGGGGAGGAGGACGCCCAGGUAGGGGCGAUUGUCCAAGAUGAAGACCAGGACCAGGACCAGGAGAUCGAGAACUGGACGGAGAGCAUCAAAACCUGCACCUGUGACUGUGAAUCUGCUGAUUCACCGACUCGUACACCUGCUGUCAUCCCACUUGUCCUGUCGAACUCGCUGCCACCUCAGGAUCACCCGAUGAACUGCAUGCCAGAGUGUCCUUACCACAGAGCACUCGGCUUUGAAUCUGGAUCCGUGACACCAGACCAGAUCAACUGCUCCAACGAGGACCAGUACACCGGCUGGUACUCCUCAUGGAUCCCCAACAGGGCUCGCCUUAACAACCAAGGCUUUGGGUGUGCGUGGCUCUCCAAGUUUAACGACCAGUUUCAGUGGAUCCAGAUCGACUUGAAGGAGGUGGGUGUGGUGUCUGGCAUCCUCUCUCAGGGCCGCUGUGACGCUGAUGAGUGGAUUACUAAAUACAGCAUCCAGUAUCGCAGCGUGGAAACCCUCAACUGGGUCUAUUACAAAGACCAGACAGGAAACAACAGGGUCUUUUACGGGAACUCUGACCGCUCCUCCACGGUACAGAACCUGCUGCGCCCACCCAUCGUGGCCCGUUACAUCCGCCUGCUGCCGCUGGGCUGGCACACCCGCAUCGCCAUGAGGAUGGAGCUGCUGAUGUGCAUGAAUAAAUGUAGCUGAAGUGAGCUCGGCCUGCUUUUUCCUCGCUUCCCCUGCCAACAUGCUGUUUGCCAAAAGGGGGACUGAAAGAUCCAUCGUGUAACCUUUGACAUGUCUUUCUUUGGUGACGCUCAAUGCAAACUAAGUCUGGGCAGGUGGACAUGUUUGGUGUCCUUGUAUCUGUCUUAAAGUCUGUAUAAAUUAAAUGUUUAAAUAUGUAAAUAAAAAAACUGGACACCUUCCUCUUUAUCUUUAAUAAAGCUACAGGAGUAAAGUACUUUCUUUGGAU